UUCUACAGUUGACACAGCCCAAUCCCUCUAGGCAGAUGGCCAUCCAGGUUAAGUGUCCCCAGAAGAGGCAAAGGACUUAAAAGGCAGGUGGCAACUUACUUUUCAGUCCAAGAGGAAAUAUUUCCCAGCAGAAUUAUAUUAUUAAUAAUAAUUGGCUGUUCAAACCGCAUUCCUUCUCCAGUAGUUCCAACCACGGCUUGUGUUUUGCUCAUUGGGACUACAUUUCCCGGCAUGCCUCGCUCCCAAGCACAUUUUUUUUCCCCCAUCGAUCGAUUUCUCCGGCAUCUGCUGCUUCUGCCUGGCUCUGGAGCUGGGGCUUGUGGUGGGGCUGAGUCUUCCUUUGGGUCCGUCCCUUUGUCCUUUCCCCCUCCCAUUGGCAGCCAUGGAGGCGCAGGUGUGUCUCUUGCAGGUGACGUUUGAGGACGUGGCCGUCUACUUCUUGCCGGCGGAGUGGGCGGAGCUGGCCGCGUGGCAGAAGGAGCUCUACGGGGCCGUGAUGGUGGAGAACUACCAAGCCCUGGCCUCCCUGGGUCGUCUCUCGGCCAAGCCGGACCUCAUCGUCAAGAUCGAACGGGAGGAAGACCCUUCUUGCCUGGAAGAGACCCUCCAGACCCACACGUGGAGGAGAGGGACCCCCAGCCCCUCAUUGGCAGGAGAUGGGAUCAGGAUGGAAGACGAGGUGGAUGGGGAAGGGGCCUUGGCCAUGGGGCAGCAACGUGAAGUGCGACGUAAACAAAGGAAGAAUCCCCUUCAUUCCAAGACCGGAAAGCGCAUCCCUGGUGCCACGGAGCUGCCGGCAAAAGACGCUGUGCCUGCGUUGCGCCUGAAGUCCAGCCCGCCACGGUGCCCCGAGUGCGGGAAGAGCUUCCUGAGCAACGUGGCCCUGACCAUCCACAUCCGGACACACACGGGCGAGCGGCCCUUCGCCUGCCCGCUCUGCCCCAAGGGCUUCCCGUCCUCGGGGGACCUCAAGCGGCACCUCAAGACCCACCAGCGGCGGAAGGAGCCUCCGACGGCAGCAUCACCCCCUCCCUCCGCCAAGAGAUGCCUGACGGCGAAGCUGCAGCUGCUGCGCCACUUGGGGGUCUCUCCAGGCCCCAAGAAGCCCCACCUGUGCGAGCGGUGCGGGAAGGGCUUCAGCAAGAAGCAGGACCUGCGCAAGCAUUGUGGCACCCACUCAGCCGAGCGGCCCUUCGCCUGCCCCAAGUGCGGGCGGCGCUUCCGGCUCAAGCAGAUCCUGGCGGCGCACCUGAAGGUCCACCUGGGCGAGCGGCCCUUCGCCUGCGGGCGAUGCGGGAAGCGCUUUGGGCAGAAGCACCAUGUGGAGAGCCACCAGCGCGUCCACACCGGCGAGAAGCCCUUCGCCUGCGCCACCUGCGGCAAGCGCUACGCCCAGAAGCAGCCCCUCAUCAGCCACCUGCGCGGACACACGGGCGAGCGGCCCUUCGCCUGCGCCGCCUGCGGGAAGGCCUUCCGCAACCAGGCCACCCUCACCAUCCACCGGCGCGUCCACACCGGCGAGCGGCCCUACCGCUGCCUCCUCUGCGGAAAGGCCUGCAGCCAGCUCCAGCACCUCAAGAGCCACCAGCGCGUCCACCGCGCCGAGCAGCACCUCCUGGCCGCCGGGGACACACGUGCGCUGGCCCUGAGGAGGGACCAGCAGCUGCGCGAGAAGCCCUUCCCCUGCCCCAGGUGCGAGAAGCGCUUCCGGGACCAGAGCAUCAUGCGGGCGCACCUGGAGACCCACCGUGAGAAGGGCCGCUCCAUCCCGAGUGCCCCAAACACAUCGCUUUCCAUCCAUGGAACAGAGUUGCAGAAGCCGGUCAAACGCAGGUCCGUUGUCGGCAAAGACAACACCCGGACAAACCCAACUCUUCCUAUCCGUGGAAAACUGGUUUCUUCAUCUCCAUCAAUGGAGCUGAAGAAGCCGGUGAGAUCCAGAUCUGUUGCUGGCGGAGAAAGUGCUGAACUGGCUCCAUUGUCAGCACUGAAAUCCAGCAGUGAAUCCACAAGUGUUAAAUCCGCAACACAGAGAGGUUCGACGGCAAGUAAACAAUCAGUCACUUGCGCUGAUUGCGGAAGGACGUUCACGCAGGCAAAGUAUCUCACUCUGCAUCGGAGGAGCCACCGGUGAGAAGACACCGCUUCCGUCGGAUGGGAUGCGUUUGAAAGCAACCUGCCCCCUCCCCGGAGCCAAACAUGUCCUUAAGUAGAGGAGAAGGGCCGGUCCAUCCCGGGUGCCCCAAACACAUCGCUUCCUAUCCAUGGAACGGAGUUGAAGAAGGCGGUCAAACGCAGGUCCGUUGUCAGCAGAGACAGCACCAGGACAAACCCAACUCUUCCCAUCUGUGGAAAACUGGCUUCUUCAACUCCAAUGGAGUUAAAGAAGCUGGUAAGAUGCAGAUCGGUUGCUGGUGGAGAAAGUGCUGAAUGGGCAGAAUUGGCUCCAUUGUCAGCACUGAAAUCCACUACCGAAUUCUCCAGUGUUAAAUCCGCAACACAGAGGGGUCCGACGGCAGGUAAACAAUCCGUCACUUGCGCUGAUUGCGGAAGGACGUUCACGCAGGCAAAGUAUCUCACUCUGCAUCGGAGGAGCCACCGGUGAGAAGACCACGCUUCUGUCGGAUGGGAUGCAUUUAAAAGCAACACCCUGCUUAAGUAGAGGAUGCUACCUCUCAUGUUAUGCAUCUGCCCUCUUUCGAGGCAUCUACACUGCAGUUUGGCACCACGUGAGCCACCAAAGCCUUGGCUCUGAAGAGGACUGAGAUGGUGCAGGAGAAUCCCUACCUGUGCCACAGGUACGAGAAGCGCUUCCAGGACAAGAGCAUCAUGGAAAUGCACCAGGAGAUGGGUUGGUCAAUUCUGAGUGCAGCAAACCUAUUGCUUCUUAUCCAUGGAGAACUACCUCCAUCAACGGAGUCGAAGCCGGUGAAGUCCAGGUCCAUUGCAGGUGGAGGAAGCGCCAAGAGGAACCCAACUCUUCCUAUCUAUCCAUGAGAAAUUUCUUCUACCAAUGGAGUCGAAGAACCUGGUGAAAUGCAGGUCUGUUGCAGGUGGAGAAAGCGCUGAGCGGGACUCAGUCCUGGUCAUUGGCUCCAUUGUCAGUGCCAAAAUCCACUGGCAAAUCCUCUCAUGUUAAACCCACAACACAGUGGGGUCCAACAACAGGUAAACAAUCAGUCGUUUGUGUUGAUUGCGAAAGGACAAAGUAUCUCAGUCUGCAUCAGAGGAGCCACAGGGAAGAAGACCCCGCUUCCGUUGGAUGGGAUGUAUUUACAGAAUAUUUUUUUGGUUCGUAGCCAAACACAUUCCCAAGUAGAGGAUGCUACCUGUCAUGUUACACAACUGCCUUCUUCAGAGGCAUCUACACUGUAGAAUGAACGCAGUUUGGCACCACAUCCCAGUUCCAAAAAGGGGCAAAGUGGUGCAGGAAAAGCCGCAGGUGCGAGAAGCGAUUCUGGGAUAAGAGCAUCUUGCGGACUCACCUGAAGAAGGACGUUGCGAAGUGUAGAUCCGUUGGUAGCAAAGCAAGCGCCGAGGCAGACCUAUAUCUUCCUAUUCUGGCAAAAUUGGCCCCGUUGCCGAAAUUGAAACCUACCGGCAAAUCCUCCAAUGCGGACUGUGUGACAAGUGUUUAGUUACUUGCAUUGAAUGCGGAAGGAGGUUGUCGGGUUCUCUUCUCCCAGUUGUGCUGUGGGUCAGUCUUCCACCAGAAAAAGCACCAAGACACACGCUGGUAGAUUCCAACAGGUUUUAUUGUACAGAACACCAGAACCUUCUCUUUGGCCCAUUUAUAUAGGGGCUCUCACAUACCAGAGGGUAAUUGAGGUUUUAUGGCUGGCAUCUGUUCUUUGUCAGCCAACCGGAGAUGUCAAAGAUUGGAGAUCAUGACAGAGGUUCAGUCAGGUGAAAUAUCUCGCCUUGCUUUGGCCCUUCCUCCAGGUGUUUUGGACUCCAACUCCCACAAUUCCUAACAGCCGGUAGGCUGUUAGGAAUUGUGGGAGUUGGAGUCCAAAACACCUGGAGGGCCCAAGUUUACCUAUACCUGUUCUACCGUAAUGCAUAUCAGCAAUACUAUAAGUCGCUUUGUCCCCGAAUGACCCAGUGGGUGAUGAAUGAAUUCCCUUUGGAAGCAAAUCGUUUGUUUCCCAUUUGUUUGUUUGUUUGUUUCCCAGCUGUUAGGAAUUGUGGGAGCUGAAGUCCAAAACGCCUGGAGGACCCAAGUUUGCCCAUGGCUUGUGUAGACACACCCUCAGUAAAUGGUAGCAUUACUGGGUUGCUGUGAAUUUUCUGGGCUGUCUGGCCAUGUUCCAGAAGCAUUCUCUCCUGACAUUUCGCUUGCAUUUACAGCAGGCAUGCUCAGAGGUUGUGAGGUCUGUCGGAAACAAGGCAAGUGGGGUUUAUUUUUCUGUGGAAUGAUGUCCAGCGUGGGAGAAAAGAACUCUUGUCUGCUGCAGAAAAGUGUGAUUGUUGCAAUUAAUCACCUUGAUUAGCAUUCAAAAGCCUUGCAGCUUCAAGGCCUGGCUGCUUCCUGCCUGAGGGACUCCUUUGUUGGAAGGUGUUAGCAGGCCCUGAUUGUUCCAUGUCUGGAAUUCCCCUGUUUUUGAAGUUUUUUAAAGAAAUACUGGUAGCCUGAUUUUGUUCAUUUUCAUGUUUUAACAAUUUCAAUAGAAACCAUGAAAAUGAACAAAAUCUGGCAGCCAGCAUUUUUUUUUAAAAAAAAAACCCUCUAAAAUCAGGACAGUAAGUCAAGAGCAACACUCAGAAAAUAGGGGAAUUCCAGACGGGAAACAAUCAGUGCCUGCUAACACCUUCCAACAAAAGAUUCCUCCAGGCAGGAAGCAGCCAUGCCUUCAAGCUACAAGGUUAUUCAGUGCUAAUCAAGCUGGCCAAUGGCAAUAUUAACCCUCGCCUCAAACAGACAAGAGUUUUUUCUCCCACCCUGGAGAUUCCACAGAAAUAUAAACCCAUCCUCUGAGGAUGCCUGCCAUAGAUGUGGGCAAAACGUCAGGAGAGAAUGCUUCUGGAACAUGGCCAAACAGCCCAGAAAAUUCACAGCAACCCAACUCUUAGGGCUGAUAGCAGAGGAAUGAAGUCCCAUUUCCAAAAGAAGUGCAAUAAUAGCUGCAGCUAUUUAUCCCAUGCAUCACGGGAUGCUGAAAUAUCUAACACAACACCCUGUGUCAAGUUAGUAUUGUUCUGGGCUUUAACAUAACAUAUUAAACCACCAGCUGCGGUAAAUCUUGUCAAUCAAAAGGUUGACAGUUCGAAGCCCGGGUCAGGGUGAGUUUCUGGCCGUUAACCCAGCUUCCGCCUACCUAGCGGUUCGAAAGCAAAAUGUGAGUAGAUAAAUAGGUACUGCUUAAAAGCAGGGGGGUAUUCUAAAGCACCCAUAAGGAAAUGCCAGAAAAAUUUCAGUGAUUCGAUCCAAGGAAGAGGUUUACAAAAAAGCUCUUCGGCAGAGAGAUGAAGCGACAAUACACAUGCACACUCCGUGGAUGAAACCGAGCACAUGUAAUGUACACCUCUGUAAUGAAGUAUGAAUUUUGAUUUACAGAUGUUAUAUUAAAUUAUAGGUAUAUGUUUGGAAUGGGUAAGUAUUAGAGUUACCAGUGCGUGGGGGAUGGUGGCCAGCUCAGCAUUCUGAAGCAGGUUGCCAUAGAAAUUUAACUAUUUCGAAGCUGGCAAGAAAGGGGCAGAGCUAGCUGGAUGAAAAAGGAGGGAAUGUUUUGAAGAGAGUUCAGUCUGUAAUCGGAGGAACUACAGGGAAAGACUAGUUCUGAGGAGGUUAGAACCAGGGAAAUUCAAAUCUCAGUCUGUGCUCUGAUGAGGCACAGGGAAGAUUGAUUCUAGGUUGAGCGGAUCAAGGAGACUCAAUUGUUCAUUUUGAGUCGGUUUUAAAUAAGUUUGGUGACUUAUUUAAUGUAGUCUGUGUCCUGGAAAGGCACAGAGAAUCUGUGAUAGUAUAUCACAGGGGUGACUGUGGUUUGAAGUCACUGGAUAGUCCAGGUUUCAGACUUUGGGAACCAAUCCCAGCUGGACUCACAGAGAUCCACUGAAGUAAUAGUUUAAAAGGAGCAGAGAAAGAAGUUUUAACUACUUUAAGUAAAAGAAGUGAUAUUUUAGAGAGUUGAUUCAUCUCAUUCUAGUAUUGUAACUGUUAAUAAGAAUACCUCUAAGUGAGAAACAACAUUGUAACCACCAAUGCCAAUGCAUUGCCUGUUUGCCGCAUACGUAUGUUCUGUGAUCCGUCCUGAGUCCCAUUCAGGGUGAGAAGGGCAGAAUAUAAGUACUGUGAAUAAAUAAAUAAAUAUGAAGAAAGAAGAAAACAGAAAAGAUGGUAAGCACGCAAUAAAAGGCUACAGACAUGG
Molecule: messenger RNA, 6371 nt
Organism: Anolis carolinensis (green anole)
Lineage: Eukaryota; Metazoa; Chordata; Lepidosauria; Squamata; Anolidae
Product: zinc finger protein 771
Exons: 4
Coding region: 383-2134 (583 amino acids)
Biological process (GO): regulation of DNA-templated transcription
Source: RefSeq, a predicted model, not a curated record